Molecule: messenger RNA, 3276 nt
Organism: Penicillium malachiteum
Lineage: Eukaryota; Fungi; Ascomycota; Eurotiomycetes; Eurotiales; Aspergillaceae
Product: WD repeat-containing protein
Exons: 4
Biological process (GO): negative regulation of fatty acid biosynthetic process
Cellular component (GO): cytoplasm; Cul4-RING E3 ubiquitin ligase complex
Molecular function (GO): protein binding
Source: RefSeq, a predicted model, not a curated record
AUGAGAGACUUACUUUAUGACCGCCUCUGGCGCCGGGAAUGCGGGGAGCUGUCUGCGCGUGCCGGGCUCCGGGACAUCUAUGGCUCUAAAGAGUGGGUCAACGAUCUUGACAUAGUGAAUGAGCUUGGUGGACAUACAGGUUGCGUAAAUGCCCUCAGUUGGUCUCGUUCAGGACGUCUUCUGGCCUCAGGCUCAGAUGAUCAACAUUUGAAUAUCUACUCUUAUCAACCUGAAUCCUCCGAUGCUCCAUUCGCGCUGCACACCACCGUCCAUACGGGUCACAAAGCCAACAUUUUCUCCGUCAAGUUUAUGCCCCACUCGAACGACGGGACCCUGGUUACAUGCGCAGGCGAUUCGCAAGUGCGUGUCUUCGAUAUCGAAUAUGCUGGCAGAAAUGCGAAUUCCGCAUCUACUUCGGCAUUUGCGGCUUCAGCGCGGAGUCGCCGGUUUAAUAGUUUCUUUGACGGAGCCCGGUACCUGAGUGAGGGUAAUACAAAUGCUCGCGUCUAUCGAAGUCAUGCCGACCGCGUGAAACGCAUCGUCACCGAAUCAUCUCCUUACCUAUUCCUGACAUGUUCUGAGGAUGGUGAAGUUCGACAAUGGGACUUACGCCAACCAUCUUCCGCAUACCCUGCGCCCAAUGGGGGACAGGGCUUCAUGGCGUACAGGCCUGGCCUGGUACAUGAUGACUCGAAUGUUCCGCCACCGCUGAUAUCCUACAAGAGAUACAGCCUAGACUUAAACUCCAUUUCUUGCUCUCCUUCUCAACCACACUAUAUCGCACUUGGUGGUGCGCACGUGCAUUGCUUUUUACACGAUCGGCGUAUGCUUGGUCGUGACAUGACAUCUGAGAGAGGAACGCCCAGUGGGUCAACACCCCGCGCGGGAAGUGUCGAUGAUGAACUCAUGGGAAAGGCAACUCGUUGUGUUCGACGUUUUGCACCUUGUGGAAAGAGUCGCAUGCGAGAUCUCGAUGACGGGCAUAUCACUGCGUGUAAAAUCAGCGAUGCAAACCCAGAUGAGAUGGUAGUAAGCUGGUCCGGAGACCACAUUUACAGUUUCGAUCUUGUUCACAGCGCGGAUGCACGGAACAUUUCAUCCGAGGAGAGGAGCUCUAUCUCAAAGACUGGCAAGAAAAUCUCCAAAAAUGGAACGCGCGACCGAAAGCGAAAGCGGCCAAAACCUAUGUCCAUGUCCUCUCAAGAAAGUGGCGAUCGUCAUCGAUCUCGACGUCGAUCUAAUGACCCAGAUAGAUUCAGAGUCCAGUUUGAGAAUGGAGAGACAUCGGAUAUUCCUAUCCCGGGAUUGGACGAGGAAGGUGAACUGCCUGAAGAUUUCCUCGAGCGAGCCAGAUACUCGGUGUUGAAUGAAGCACAGCGGCUUAGCAGAGAUAUUGCAAAAGCACUGGUUCAAAUGCGACAGGCUUUAUUUACACUGGAGGAAUCCGUUCGAGACGCAGCGGAAGAAGCAGAGCAAAAUGAUCUUACCCCUUACGCGGAGUCAUUCGCGACCGCAUUGACCCUCGCUUCCACAAUGCUGCCGAAGAUGGACUCUGUCAUUCGAGACUGGAGGUAUCCGAUGAACCCAUCUAAUGAAACUGUUCAAUUUCAGCAAACGCUUCGCCGUAAUCGGCAGGCGUCCUGGAGAUUCAUACAAGCUGCAGGCACUCUGUCACGCAUCUUGAUGAACUUAUCAAAUAACGUAGAGGGAGACGACCCAGCCACAUAUUCGGAUUUCCAGAGUAUCACAUCUGCACCAAGCGAGGAUGGAUCAAUCGAGCGAGAGGCCCAGUUUGGCUAUGAUUUUCUCAAGGCUAUCCUACUAUGGCUGCAGGGCGGCCGACAGGCCCUUCUGGCCGGAUUCAAGAGCGGAUCAGAGCCCCGAAGACAAAAUGGUCGCUUUCCUAUCUCAGAAGAUGCAGAUGAGGAUGCAAUUGAUGGAAUUCUGAUUCCUUACCUUCAUGGCCUAGCAGAGGAAACUCCUAUCGUCAAUGUGGACGCUUCACCCUACGAGCAUGACAGUACUCGCAUUCUAUUCCAGACUCAAUACGCAGCCGUGACCGCUUUCAGCAAUGCCGUCAAGUUGCCAUUGGAAGAUCUUGGAACUACAGCGGCUCUGAUUGAUAAGCGUCGCGUUUCUAACCCUUCGUCCCAGGUUCGAUCUUUGGAUCGAGCCUCUGCCUUCAGAUUUUGGAUUUUGCGAGUCGGCAGAGGCAUUUUGAUGACUGCUGGAACAGGCGUUAACUAUGCAUUUGUCAAUCGUGCCUUUGGUGGACUCCAGCCUGAAAUCGAUGAAGAUGGCGACCUAGAGCUGGAGAGAUAUCUCGAAGAGUCUCAACGGGACAUUGAUCCCGAUGAGCCAGAUGAGCAGAUCCGGGCGAUCAACCUAGUGAGAAGUCGCCUCCCAAGACACAAGCGCGAGAAUAAAAUAAACGGCGACAAUGAGACGUCCUCCGCAACCCGCGAGGAUACUAAUAUCAGUGAGUCCGGUGUGCCCUCGGAAACUGGCGAUGAAAGCGACGAGGUCACCGGUGAACAGGAGGAAUCCAGUGGCAGCGAUGACGAGGAUGAAGAUGAUUCUAGUGAUUCAGAUGGCUGGGAUUUUGACAUGGAUGAUGAUGAUGGUGGUGAUAGCGAAGAGUCAGAUGUCGGAAUCCCUGUUACACUGCAACGUGGAGGGAGCAAGCAUCGCCGAGGAGACGUUGAGAUUGACGCACCUUUCUCGCCUCAUACAAGAACUUAUCGUGGACAUUGCAACAUCAAAACCGUGAAGGAUGUGAAUUUCUUCGGUCUCAAUGAUGAGUAUGUGGUAAGUGGCAGUGAUUCGGGACAUUUAUUCAUCUGGGAACGAAAAACUGCAAAUCUGGUGAAUAUUUUAGAGGGCGACAGCGAGGUGGUCAACGUGAUCCAAGGUCAUCCAUACGAGCCUACGAUGGCUGUUUCUGGUAUCGACAAUACCAUCAAAAUCUUCAGUCCAGACCAGAACGCCCAAGAGCUAGCCAGACAAGGGGUUAACAUUUUAGACCCUGAUAAUGCAGCAAACAGCCUGGGUUCUGCAGGGCGCGCCGUAGGUGGACUUCAGAGUCGGAAACGAAUCCAGGACAGUUACCGCAUCAUGUCCCAGAAUGAUGUCGACCGCCGUGGCGGCAUGAGUGAGGCGUACAUCACAGUAAGUGGGAUCCUGGGAAUCGGCCUUGCAGGAGGUGCAGCAGUUGAGGGCCUCGGAGCCACGGGGGAUGAUGAGCGCGCUACUAUUGUCCUCGAUGACAAUUGCUCG